Molecule: messenger RNA, 1525 nt
Organism: Xenopus laevis (African clawed frog)
Lineage: Eukaryota; Metazoa; Chordata; Amphibia; Anura; Pipidae
Exons: 5
Coding region: 343-957 (204 amino acids)
Source: RefSeq, a predicted model, not a curated record
AGAAGUGUGUGCCUGCAGGGGGAAAAGCUGCUGCCUGCUGCCUACCUGCUGUACCUGCUCUGCGUGGGAGCUGCCAGAGGGGAGAGACAUCUGCAGGGAUCCUGCCCCAGGGGAAGCUGCUACUGGGAGAAGCUGACCCUGCUAUUCCAGUCCUAGACUAGCACCUGUAAAAGCCAGAAAGGGAGCAGGGGGAAACGGCCUGCGGUUGGUGGGAGAGUCCUGGUCUGACAUGCUGCAAAGAGGCCCAGGUGAUUUCAGCUGCUAGAGAACAGAGCUGCCUGCAUCCCAUCUGAGGUCUGUUACUAAAGGUGAUACAGAGUUUGGAGCACAGACUAAGGAAGAAUGACUGGAGGCCAAAUAAAGAAGCCAUUGCUUGGAAUCUUCUCCAGAGUUGAUCAGACCAAGUAUCAGUGGUUGAUUGAAUCGGCACACUCCUCUGUCCCAGACAUCCGACCGGUGCACAUUGCCAAUGACAGUGGCCAAAACUUUAGAGAGGAGGUGCCCAAAUGCACUAUUGCCAUUCUGUAUCACACAGUGAAUAGGGGGAGGUUGAACCUGACCAAUAUAAAAGACUCAUUGUACGACAAUGAACUCCAAAUUUUGCACGAUAUGCUAGGGAAAGAGAAUGUCAUUGUUGUGAUCGAUGACCUGGAGGACAGCAACUCUGCUGAGAAGGACAGAAUCCUAAAUGAGCAGCCAAGUUUAAGGCGUUUGGCAAGGGAUGUGUUCCUAUUCAGCACCAAGGAGAAAGAAAGGAUACCUCUAGGUAAUCAGAAGAAGAAAAAGAUUCCUGACCCCAAAGUGGAACAACUCAUCAAAAUAAUAAAAGAUCAUCAUCAAAGGAAACAAUGUUAUAUGAAUGUUCCUUGCGCAAUUGGCACCAUGGUUAUAGGAAUAGUUUUUUUGCUUCUCUUUGCAGGUGUACUAAUAUACAGCUGUAAAAUACCUUUGCAUUAACGACCUGAAGAACACAAUGACCAUGGGCACGGCCAAGAUGUUUAGAAUAAAGUUGUAGGGGAAGCGUAAUGCUACAGUGGGUUGUGUUGUAUGCUUCACAAUGGCUUUUAAACAAAGAACCUAGAAGGCAGAAUUUUGUGAUGGAUACUGAAGUUUUGGUAUUUCCACACACACAACAAAAAAAAGGUCACAUUCCCACUUAUUCCCUAUUAAAAUUAGUUCAUUGGGUUGUGAAUAUUUUUAAACAACAUGAUAAUUUAUUAAAUGACAUCCAUGGACAGCUCACCGUGCUACACACGUUACACAUUAGAAACCAUUAACCAGUGCCAGAGGCGCAAGUAUUGGAGAGCUAAGGGGCUCUUGGUAUGCUAAAUGUUAGCCAUGUCCAAAGAUACCCUUGCUAAUAUGGUACUUAAUUUCUUAUAACAAUGCAGAAAAGAUAUGGAAAGUGUACAAAUGUUUUCUUUGAUUUUAUUGAGUUUUAUUUGUGUUACAUAGUUAGUUACAUAGUUAAAUUGGGUUGAAAAAAGACAAAGUCAAGUUCAACCCCUCCAAAUGAAAACCCAGC